AUGAGUGCCGGCAGCCACAGACGGCAGCCCCCCGACGGCAGCCCUGGGGCUUGGCUGCCCAGCAGCAGGGCCCGCGAGGCGCCCCCUCCUCUGGCCGUCUACUGCAGCGAGGCCGCCUACCCUCCUGCUGCUGCGCCGGCGCCGUCGGGGGCCUACGGGCUGGAGUGCGGGCCGGCGGCGGGCUACCCGUGGGGCGGCGGCGGCGGGGGGGCGGGCUUCCUGCCCUACGGGGGGGUCCCGGCGGGGCUGGGGGAGGCGGGCGGGGGCUGGCCGGGGCUGGGGCUGGGCGGGCCGGCGGAGGAGCUGCUGCGGCUGGUGCGGCCGCCCUACUCGUACUCGGCGCUGAUCGCCAUGGCCCUGCAGAGCGCGCCCGGCCGCCGCCUCACCCUGGCCCGCAUCUAUCAGUUCGUGGCCGACACCUUCCCCUUCUACCGCCGCAGCCAGGCCGGCUGGCAGAACUCCAUCCGCCACAACCUCUCGCUCAACGACUGCUUCCGCAAGGUGCCCCGCGACGACGACGACCCCGGGAAGGGGAACUACUGGACCUUGGACCCAAACUGUGAGAAAAUGUUUGACAACGGGAACUUCCGUCGCAAGCGCAAGAGGCGCUCUGAGAGCAGCUCAUCCCGCGUGGCCUCCCCGUCUCCAGCCGUGGGGCUUCUGAAGACCGAGGAGAGGCUGCCCAGCACUCCGGCCCCAGGGAAGCCUGGCAGGAGCAGCCCCUCCCCCUCCAGGAGGGAACACGUCCGGAGUGCCUCUCCGCCUGCAGUUGCCUCGCCCAGCUGUCUGAGUGCCUUCUUUGGCGGCAUGAACUCACUGAGCAAUGGAGGAGGCCGCCUGGUAGGAAGCUUGGCCACGGAGCUACAUCCCAGAAACCUCUCUGCUGGGCCACUCCGUGCCGGCAGCUCCACACAGGAGGUCCCUCCGGCAGAGCAGCUGCAGCAGGCCUCAGGCCCCACUGGUGCCUACUACAGCCCGCUGCAUCCGGGCCCCAGCAGCCAGGCCAGCCAGUACAACCACUUGUACAACUUCACCGUCAGUAGCCUCAUCUAUGCCCGGGAGGGCACGGAAGUGUAGGGUGCUGCGG
Molecule: messenger RNA, 1087 nt
Organism: Heteronotia binoei (common prickly gecko)
Lineage: Eukaryota; Metazoa; Chordata; Lepidosauria; Squamata; Gekkonidae
Gene: FOXI3
Product: forkhead box I3
Exons: 2
Coding region: 1-1077 (358 amino acids)
Biological process (GO): cell differentiation; anatomical structure morphogenesis; regulation of transcription by RNA polymerase II
Molecular function (GO): DNA-binding transcription factor activity, RNA polymerase II-specific; RNA polymerase II cis-regulatory region sequence-specific DNA binding
Source: RefSeq, a predicted model, not a curated record